GUUACUAUUUGUCCAUUAAUACGUUUAGAUAUCAAACUAUUCAAUGAAUAUUGCCGCCUCCACAAGUUAAGCUCCGUAGAUCGCCAUGAGUUCUUUGAGUUUAUGGAAAAUUUGGCCAACUCUACCUAUAUAAAUUUUCAAAAUAUACCCAACAACCAAUUGGUAGACAUAAUACUAGAUCGUUUAAAUAUUACCCCCGAUAAAUAUAUGCAACUUAUAUAUAAUUUAACCGGAGAUAAAUCUAUUAGAUACAGAAACGAUUUAAAUGACGUAGCUGAUAAAAUACGUAGUACUACAGGAGAUUUUAUUAUAGAAACGAGACAAAUUUUAACCGAAUAUGGUCUUUGUUAUAUGACCAACACGAUGUUAUCGGAAAAGUUUACAUCUUUGUAUUUAAUAUGGGGUGAAUAUCCGGUAAAUGAAAUGAGAGCUCUUAAGUCUACAUUGCAGGUUAAGCAGAGUAGUUAUUUUGACAGUGAUGUUAGUUAUAAUUUUUUGGGUUUCAACAAUAGACCCAUAGAUGGAUUUUUGCAUAGUUCUUAUGAAAUCAUGCAAGUGGAUCAUAAUUUGGGUUAUACUAAUGAAUCCUUGCAGGUGGAUGUGGAUUGUAUAGAAAUUAUUACCGAAGAGGGUUUUGAAAGUGGCGCCAGUGUGGAACAGCGUAAAUGUCGUUUUCAGCAUGAAAGUAAUUUGACUCAUUAUCCGAUAUAUACGAGAAAUCUAUGCCUCCAGGAAUGUCGCUUAAAUUUGGUUUAUAAGACAUGCAAAUGUAUACCACACUUUUAUCCAAAUCGCAUACCUAAACCCAAACCGGUUUGUAAUUAUAAAAUUCUACGUGAAUGUUUUGUCCAAAAUGCACAUUUUUUUAUAAAAUUAUACAAAGUCGAUAGUAAUGGUAACAAACAAAUGGUACCCUGUUAUUGUGCCCAAAAUUGUCAGGAUGCCAUCGUCAAUAAGAGAUCGAAAUUUCAAUUACAAAAACAAAUGCUUUGGUCGGUGGUAAUAGUCUUUUAUUUGCCAUUAUUAAUUUGCCCACUUACCGCCUGAAGCGAUUAAUUAUAUUUUCUUUCACCGAUUUGAUGGUUUCUAUUGGCGGUACAGCUGGUCUCUUUUUGGGCUUCAGUGUCUUGUGCUUGGUGGAAGUUAUUUAUUAUUUUACUUUAAGAUUAUUGUUUUAUUUAAUUAAGUCUUGCUUUAAAAGAAAUAUGUAUUAACA
This is a messenger RNA of Lucilia sericata (common green bottle fly), 1216 nucleotides long. RefSeq lists its product as uncharacterized. The transcript has 8 exons. Gene Ontology annotation, cellular component: membrane. The record is from RefSeq and is a predicted model, not a curated record. NCBI's taxonomy places the organism in Eukaryota, Metazoa, Arthropoda, Insecta, Diptera, Calliphoridae. The annotation marks the transcript as partial. Gene Ontology annotation, molecular function: ligand-gated sodium channel activity. Gene Ontology annotation, biological process: sodium ion transmembrane transport.